UCUUUCUUCAAACCAGCAUAUCCUACUUUCCAAUUCACUCAAUAAAAACAAAUCAAACCGUUUUGUUUCUUCUGAAAUUUCACACCUUUCCCUUCACACAUCUACCUUUACUUAGUUCCUACAUUUCAUUUGGGUUGUUGGGUUUUUCUUUUUUACUAGUUUCUUUAGGUUUUUUUUGUUAGUCAUUCGUUUUCUGGGAGAACAAUCGUUACCCAUUUGAGAAUAAGCUGAAAUGGAAAAAGGGUCGAACUCGGAUUCACUGGGAAAGUCAGAGACUUCAAAUGGAAGAGGAGGCAAGCUCGCUUCAAUGUUGCCGACGAUUGAACCUUUCGUGCCUAAAAGAGAUCAAAACCAUAACCCAAGGGAGCUAAGAUCUUGGGCUAAAAGAACCGGUUUUGUCUCUCACUUAUCUGGAGAAACUGGCACUGCUAGUUCUACUGAAAGAUUCGACAGUUCCACUGGGUUUAAUGUUGAAAGAAGUGGCCGUGAUCAUAGAGCUGGUGGGUCAUCUCCAAAAAUCGAGAUUGACCCGGUUUUGGGCCGGACUAGACCCAAUAUGGGGACCGAAAUUCAAAUGAAUUCUGGGUCCGGGUCCGGGUCGGGAUCCAAGCACGGAAGGAAGACAGUUGCAGAUGAGAAUGGGAAUAAUGGUUUGGGAGAGAAAAUUGAGGAAAGGAAAGCUGAGGUAAAUGGGGAUGGUAAUGUAAAUGCGGUGGAAAAUGGGAAUGGAGUUGCAAGCGUUACACCAGUAGGUGAAGAGAAGAAUAAGGGAAGAAAGGGUGAAAGGGAUGUGGAAAUUGGGAUGUAUCCAAGAGGUGAAGAGCAGGGUCAUGAAGGGUGGAAUGGUAAUCAUCCCGGGUUGAAGGUCGGGUUGAGAGAUAAUCCGGGUUUUGGAGCAUUAAUAUAUUAUGGCCUGCAGCACUUUUUAUCAUUGGCGGGCUCACUUAUAUUCAUUCCAUCAGUUAUGGUACCAGCCAUGGGCGGAACGGAUAAAGAUACAGCCACUAUGAUUUCCACAAUGCUGCUACUUUCUGGCAUUAGUACAAUUCUGCACUCCUACUUUGGGACCCGGCUUCCAUUAGUUCAAGGAAGUUCAUUCAUCUAUCUGGCACCAGCUCUGGUUAUCAUCAAUGCUAGGGAUCAUAGAAAUCUCUCUGAACAUAAAUUCAGGCACAUAAUGAGAGAGUUGCAAGGAGCUAUAAUUGUCGGUUCACUAUUCCAAAGUAUCUUGGGAUUCAGUGGUUUGAUGUGUCUUAUACUGAGAUUGAUUAACCCAGUUGUGGUUGCACCAACUGUUGCCGCUGUGGGUUUAGCAUUCUUUAGUUAUGGUUUUCCACAAGCUGGUAGUUGCAUAGAAGUCAGUGUUCCCUUGAUAUUGUUGGUUCUUAUAUGUACCCUGUAUCUUCAAGGAGUAUCCAUUUUCGGACACCGGUUUUUCAGAAUAUAUGCAGUUCCCCUGAGUGUUAUGCUCACAUGGAUAUAUGCGUUCUUUCUGACAGCGGGAGGAGCUUAUGAUUACAAAGAUUGCAGCCCUGACAUUCCAAGUUCAAACAUUCUACUCGACGAGUGUAAAAAACAUGCAUAUACCAUGAAGCAUUGCAGAACUGAUGUUUCGAAUGCAUGGAGAGGUGCUGCUUGGGUCAGAAUUCCGUACCCUUUACAGUGGGGUGUCCCUAUCUUCCAUUUCCGAACAUCUUUGAUUAUGAUCUUCGUGUCACUUGUUGCAUCAGUGGAUUCGGUCGGAACAUAUCAUUCUGCGUCUUUGCUAGUCAGUUCGAAGCCUCCAACUCCUGGAGUAGUGAGCAGAGGCAUUGCAUUGGAAGGUUUCUGUAGCCUGCUGGCUGGUUUUUGGGGUUCGGGUACUGGCUCAACAACUUUGAUGGAAAAUACGCAUACAAUAAACAUAACCAAGAUGGCGAGCAGAAGAGCUGUGGUAUUUGGAGCACUUUUCUUGAUCCUCUUCUCGCUUGUAGGAAAAGUUGGUGCAAUUCUCGCUUCAAUACCACUGUCCUUGGCUGCUGCAAUUUUGUGUUUCAUGUGGGCCCUUGUUGUGGCCAUAGGCCUCUCGACCUUGCAAUACACUCAAACAGCAAGUUUUAGGAACAUAACCAUAGUUGGGGUGUCUUUGUUUCUUGGUUUAUCGAUUCCUGCUUAUUUCCAACAGUACCAACCCAUGUCGAGUUUGAUGCUGCCAAGUUAUUUUGUUCCGUAUGCAGCUGCAUCUGAUGGACCGGUCCACACCGGUAGCGAACAACUUGAUUUUGCUGUAAAUGCACUCAUGUCUAUGAGCAUGGUGGUUACACUCUUGGUAGCAUUUGUACUAGACAACACUGUCCCAGGCAGCCUGCAAGAACGAGGGGUGUACAUUUGGUCGCGUCCUGAAGAUGUCGCAACUGAUCCAUCCUUGCUAUUGGAUUACUCUCUGCCUGGAAAAUUUGCCUCACUUUGUCGUUGUUCAAGAUGUUUGUAGCAAUAAUAUUUGGCAGAAGGCAACUCGAAGUUCCAUUCCGGUCGGUAAGAAAUGGUAAAUUUCUUCAUGGAAAAGGGUACUUUAUCAAUAUCGUUGAUGACCGAUGUUGAAGAUGGUUUGGGGAAGUGAGUUAGAAAUGCAUGAUAAUUCUUUUGCAACAUGAAAUUUGUACCAUAGAAUUAGUAAUAACGUGUUUGUAAGAAGGUUUCAAGUUGAAAAUAAGUUAAUAUUGUUCAAAUGAAAUGUUAUCCAUUUGAAAGUUUGGUGAAG
Messenger RNA from Hibiscus syriacus, 2740 nucleotides. Its product is annotated as nucleobase-ascorbate transporter 11-like. Gene Ontology annotation, molecular function: transmembrane transporter activity. The coding region runs from base 233 to 2470 and encodes 745 amino acids. Gene Ontology annotation, biological process: transmembrane transport. Gene Ontology annotation, cellular component: plasma membrane. Lineage: Eukaryota; Viridiplantae; Streptophyta; Magnoliopsida; Malvales; Malvaceae. The record is from RefSeq and is a predicted model, not a curated record. The transcript is spliced from 10 exons.